Messenger RNA from Motacilla alba alba, 477 nucleotides. RefSeq names its product apolipoprotein C3 (gene APOC3). The record is from RefSeq and is a predicted model, not a curated record. Gene Ontology annotation, molecular function: lipid binding. Bases 104 to 385 code for a protein of 93 amino acids. NCBI's taxonomy places the organism in Eukaryota, Metazoa, Chordata, Aves, Passeriformes, Motacillidae. Gene Ontology annotation, biological process: lipoprotein metabolic process; lipid transport. Gene Ontology annotation, cellular component: extracellular region. The transcript is spliced from 3 exons.
GGCACAGGUGAGUGGGGCCGUCCCGGGCGAGGGUCGUGCUGGGAAGGGGACGGGGAGGGGACCCCCGCGCCCCCACAUCGUGCGCUCUGCUCUCUCCGCAGCCAUGAAGGCGCCGCUGCUGUUCCUGCUCGCCUGCGCGGCCGUCCUGGCGGUGGGAGCAAGGGCCGACUCGCCCGAGGAGCCGAAGGCGCUGGCGCAGAAGGUGCAGGAGCUGGCCGAGAAAGCCACGGCCAUGGCCAAGGACGCCUUCAGCAGGGUGCGGGAGUCGGAGGCGGCGCAGCAGGCCAGGCAGUGGCUGUCGGACAACGCGGAGCUGGCGAAGCAGCGGCUGCUGUGGCUCAAGGAGCAGCUGGCCGAGCUCCUGAAGAAGACUCCGGCCUCGUAGCCUCGCCAGGGGCUGCCCGGGCUCUGUCGGGGCCGGGCACCCCCGGCUCCCCCCGCUGUCCUGUGCUCUCAAUAAAGCGGGGCUGACGCAAA